Messenger RNA from Cercopithifilaria johnstoni, 633 nucleotides. Lineage: Eukaryota; Metazoa; Nematoda; Chromadorea; Rhabditida; Onchocercidae. The record is from the annotation of a GenBank genome assembly.
AUGACUCUGAGGUCAUCGUCAACAACAAUAUUUGACCUUUCGAAGGAUGAUUUGAGCUCAAUUUUGCAAACUCUAAAACCAAAAGUUGAUGCGACAACAGCAAAUUCGAUGUCUGUUAGUGAGCUACGAGCUCGUAUUACCGAAUGGUUAAUGCUAAAUGAUUUAUCAACAAUGCAUGAUUUUAAAUAUUUGGAAAAUUCCCAACAAUGGAAAGUACCUGAUAGAGCUGAUCAUUGCAUAUCAUGUGGCAAGUAUCCGGUCACAUCCAUUGGAAAUAUCAUAGCAAAAAAUACCACUCCAAUAAUAGAUCAGCCAUUAACAAGUCAAGAAUCGCUGGUAUUUGUUGGACGAUCGACCACUUUACCUUCGUCUGUUCUAGAGAUCAUAGAUUUCACCAAACCUCUGAAUUCAAAUAUCAUUUUGAAAACGUUACACGAUCAAAAUGGUAACAAAUUGAUGAACAAAAAGAAGCACGGUUAUGAGCAUGGAAAAGAUCUGUGCAAUAAAUGUGCUCAUUGGGCUUUUCCAAAUUUCAAAUGUUUUCCAAAUCAUCAAAAUGAUUGGAAUGAUCUUCAGCCUAAUACUGUCGAUUCAACUACCACUAAUUUUUUAUGCUUUUCAUGUAAGACUUAA